AGUGGGGUGGAUAGCAAGGGGUUAACAGGCUUUGGGUGUUGGAAUGGGAAGGGUUUGACAGGUAUUGGGUAGGAGUCAGCUAUUGGGUUCCUUGGGGCUGAAGACGGUUCCUCUGAAGAGCUGCAAGGGAUUCUGCAGUUGCCCGAGAAAGAGACAAUAGCAGUCGGAGAAGUCUGCUGUGAUUGUGAUGGGAAAUGGCUUCAAGGGGAAAAAUUGAGACCAGCAAGUUGAAACAGAACCUGGAAGAGCAGCUGGACAGGCUCAUGCAGCAACUGCAAGAUUUGGAAGAAUGCAGAGAUGAACUGGAUGCAGAUGAGUAUGAGGAGACCAAGAAGGAAACCCUGGAGCAACUGAGUGAAUUCAAUGACUCUCUCAAGAAGAUUAUGUCUGGAAAUAUGACUUUGGUAGAUGAACUCAGUGGGAUGCAGUUGGCUAUCCAAGCAGCCAUCAGUCAAGCCUUUAAAACCCCAGAAGUCAUUCGAAUGUUUGCCAAGAAACAGCCUGGGCAGUUGCGGACAAAACUGGCUGAGAUGGACAGAGAUCUGAUCGUGGGCAAGCUGGGGCGGGACCUUUACACCCAGCAGAAAGUGGAAAUCCUGGCUGCUCUCCGGAAGCUUGGAGAGAAGUUGUCUCCUGAUGAUGAGGCUUUCCUCUCGACCAACGCGGGAGCUACUCUGAGCCAAUUUGAAAGAGUCUCCAGUGACCUGGGCUCGGGAGACAAGGUCUUCGCUCUGGCAAGUCUGGAGGUGGAGAAAUCGAAGCACUGAUGUUCUGGAGGGCCGCUUCAGUUUCCCGUGGUUAUGUUAGAUUUCUCUCUUUUUUUUUGACACUACGUUGUAUUUGUGAAUUUCUUACAGACUUUUUGUAACGCUGUCCCUCUCGACAAGAAGCAGAAAGUUUCCCGAGUGCUCUUUGCGCAUUCAGCGGCUUGGCUUCGGAGGGUAAAACCUUCCAAGUGGUGCAUUUUAAACAAAGGCAAAAAAAAACACACAACAACCCUAACAAUGAUUAUCUUUUCAACGGAAGCGGCUUCUUUUUUUUUGUCCGUG
This is a messenger RNA of Gekko japonicus, 1049 nucleotides long. RefSeq names its product leucine zipper and CTNNBIP1 domain containing (gene LZIC). Lineage: Eukaryota; Metazoa; Chordata; Lepidosauria; Squamata; Gekkonidae. Gene Ontology annotation, molecular function: beta-catenin binding. The coding region runs from base 195 to 767 and encodes 190 amino acids. The record is from RefSeq and is a predicted model, not a curated record. Gene Ontology annotation, cellular component: beta-catenin destruction complex; cytosol; nucleus. The transcript has 7 exons. Gene Ontology annotation, biological process: negative regulation of Wnt signaling pathway.